This is a messenger RNA of Gryllus bimaculatus (two-spotted cricket), 2845 nucleotides long. The record is from the annotation of a GenBank genome assembly. Lineage: Eukaryota; Metazoa; Arthropoda; Insecta; Orthoptera; Gryllidae.
UGAGAGCGGCUGUGAAUGGAGUAGCAGCGGUGGGUCGAGCUCAGCUGGCUGUGCCGGGUAGUGCGCGGGCGCGAAUAGGGCGCGAAUGGGAGUGCGUGCAGGAGGGUGGUGAGAACACACGUUGAGCGUGGUGAACCACUACUGGCACUUAUAUUCUGUGUAAUUUUUCGUCGCUGCUUGCGGUGUUAAAGCACACUUGCAUGUAUUUUUAAAGCUAGUGACAACACUAAAUUUGAAAUAAACAAUGGUUCGCGUGAAAAUUGAUUUGAAUCUUCUGCCCAUGAAGGCGCAGUUCUUUCUAUGGAACGCUGAUAUACCCACCGAAGAAAUAAAAAGGAAACUUCAUACUUUGCGUGCUCAAUACUCCAAGGAGACCGGGAAGAUACGAAAAAUGGAACAUAGCAGUGGUAGAACAUACUCGUCCAAAUGGGAGCACUAUGACCAAUUGAGAUUUAUGUUCUCCCAUUCAGAGGAGUGGUCAACGCCAGAUCAGAGGGUUGCAGAGUAUAACAGUCAAAGUAUUGAUGCGGAAGACGUGAAACCUGCAAUGGAACUCACUACUAAUGUAAUAGAAGUAGAGAGUUAUCCUUCAACAUCGUACAGCAACUUACAAGACAGUCAGACAUCGUUAGCAGCGUCGUCUCCCAUUUCUUCACCUGCGCCUCCAUAUUUAACAAGUGUCAUGAAGACAAAAAGAAAAAGAAUUGAUGAGUUAGAAAAUUUCCAUACAACGUGCUGGGAAAUUCUUUCAGAAAAGAAAAACAAAGAUGAAUUUUCAAUAUUUGGAGAAUUUGUGGCUAGUGAAAUGCGACAAAUGAGUGACCGAUCUGAUCUUGUAUUUAGACUGAAACACAAAAUUCAGAAAGUAAUUCUAGAAAUAAGUGAGGAAUAUGCAUUAAGUGUAUUUGGUAAUCAAAGAACAGCUCCAGUUGUACCAUUCUUGCCAACAUAUGCUCGACAAUUGGGAUUUUCAAGUGUUAUUGUUGGGACAGUGUAUACAAUACUCCCCAUCACUGGGAUGCUUGCCAAACCACUGUUUGGCGCUUUAGCUGAUAGAUAUCAGUGUCAGAAACUCCUCUUCAUUGUGUUUCAAGUCGUGACAGCAAUUACAUUUUUUGGAAUUCAAUUUAUACCGGAGAUACCACUAGAGACGCCUUUGCAAUUAAGUUGUGAUAAAGGUUUUUUGUGGUUGAAGUCCUGUGUCAACAGAACUUUGGAUGAUUGUUCAAAGUCAGGUGUUUUGAAUUGCCAGGUUGACUGUAAAAAUGUUCACUGGAAUAAUGCAGACUUGCAUUACGAUGAAUUAAGUAUGCUGACUAAUAUAUCACUGAACCACACUCUGUUUUUUGCUUCAUGCAAUUUUUUCAAAAUGAGUGAUACAACAAUUUUACCACAUAACGAUUAUGUACCAUAUUGUACAAAUCAUUCAUCAUCAUUAUGCUCAAUGGAUUGUAAAAAUCCUGCUAUAAGAGAUGUGACUACUGAGCCUGUACCUGAUUCACAAGUGCCUUCUCUUUAUCAAUUCUGGCUGUUUGUCCUACUCAUGAUACUAAGCUGGGUUGGAAUGGCUGUUGUUGUAAGCAUUGGCGAUGCCAUCUGCUUUGGGAUGUUAGGAGACAAACAUUCCAGAUAUGGACAUCAGAGACUGUGGGGUGCUGUGGGGUGGGGUGUAUUUUCAGUGAUUUCUGGUCUCUUAGUAGAUGAAUUCAGUCAAGGGAAAAGCCAGAAAGAUUACACUGCUGUGUUCUUCCUCAUGGCAAUAAUGUUAUUUCUUGAUGUAUUGGUUUCUACUAGGCUGAAGUAUAGCCAGACCAAACUUUCUGCUAGUAUCUUCAGAGAUGUGGGGAGAAUUGUUGGAGAACCACGAAUUGUGGUUUUUAUCAUUUGGAUUAUUACCGUGGGCCUUUGUACGGGGCUUGUAUGGCAGUUUCUUUUUUGGCAUUUGGAAGAUCUUGCCAAGAAUUAUGGAUGUGGUACUUCAGAUUGGAUUAAGACACUUGAAGGUCUAGUGAUGGGUAUUCAGUGCUUUGGUGGAGAAUUGCCAUUUUUCUUUUUGUCAGGGCGUAUUUUAAAGAAAAUUGGACACAUUCAUACAAUGACGCUCGUCUUAUUGGGUAUUGCUCUCCGUUUUAUUUUAUACUCGCAGCUCACAAAUCCAUGGUGGUGCUUGCCCAUAGAGCUAUUUCAGGGAAUAACAUUUGGCAUAUUUUAUGCCACGAUGGCUUCCUUUGCAAGCAUAGUUGCUCCUCCAGGAACUGAAGCUACAGUGCAAGGCCUUGUAGGAGCUCUCUUUGAAGGAGUUGGUGUCUCUUUGGGGAGUUUACUUGGAGGAGUUCUAUUUGAUUCAUAUGGAGGCCAUACUACCUUCUUGGUGUAUGGACUUGGAUCACUAGUCAUGUUUGUACUUCAUAUAAUUGUGCAGUAUUAUCUAUCAUCAAAGAAUAGUAACAUUUCAAAAGCUUCUGCCUUUACCACUGAGGAGCUUGAGAAUGAUGUUAUUGGUGGUGGUGGUGGUGGUGGUGGUGGUGGUGGUGGUGUUGGAGGUCACGGUGUUGAUGGUGGUGAUUUGGGUGUUGGUUGUGAUGGUGAUAUUAUGAAUUCGAUUCACCAGCUCAUUAUACUGCCCCUCACGAAGCAAUCCAAAUCCUUGAAAAUGAUGAACCAACAAUGGGGUCUUAGUUUUAUUCAGUUUUGUUUUUACAUCAGUCAUAUUGUAAUUUUGAAUGUUCAUUCAUGCACACACUUCACAAUUAUUUUUGUGUAUUUUGUAACUGUAUUAUUGCAAAAUCCUGUUCUCCAUAUUUCUUUUUCCUCACAUUACCAUUCAUAUGUUUUUAUAAGAUAA